AUGGCGGGUUGCAGAUUUAAUUUUGCAAUGCGUAAUAUUAGUUUAGUUGUUGGUGAUAUACACCGAAGGAAGAGGUGGAGUGACUUCGUUCGCACAAUACAUGACAAAAAACUCGAGAAACAUAUCCCGGAUCUCCAUGUCCUCAUAACGACCCCUUUUCAUUCAGCCUAUGUUACGGCUGAACGGAUCAAGAGGGCAAAAAAUAUGGAAUUGUUGCUCACAGCGGGAGUAGGCUCAGAUCAUAUUGAUCUAAAGGCUGUGGCUGCUGCAGUCGCAGAGGUCACUGGAAGUAACGUAGUUUCAGUUGCAGAAGACGAACUCAUGAGGAUCCUCACUCUUGUUCGGAAUUUCUUGCCUGGAGCUUAUGAUCUUGAAGGCAAGACAGUUGGAACUGUUGGAGCUGGGCGAAUUGGCAAGCUUUUACUCCAAAGGUUGAAGCCUUUCAAUUGUGAUUUGCUUUACCAUGAUCGUGUCAUGAUGGACUCUGAAUUAGCGAAUCAAACUGGGGCUAAGUUUGAGGAGGAUCUUGAUGCAAUGCUUCCCAAAUGUGACAUAAUUGCCAUCAACAUGCCUCUUACAGAAAAAACAAAAGGGAUGUUUGACACAGAAAGGAUUGCUAAGUGUAAGAAAGGGGUAUUAAUUGUUAACAAUGCAAGAGCAGCCAUCAUGGAUACACAGGCAGUUGUUGAUGCUUGUUCCAGUGGACAAAUAGCAGGUUAUGGUGGGGAUGUUUGGGAUCCACAACCAGCAUCCAUGGCGUUGCGGUAUGCAGCCGGAGUUAAAGACAUGCUGGAAAGGUACUUCAAGGAAGAAGAAUUUCCUAGAGAAAAUUACAUUGUCAAGGAAGGGAAACUAGCAGGCCAAUAUCUUUGA
Molecule: messenger RNA, 873 nt
Organism: Ilex paraguariensis (yerba mate)
Lineage: Eukaryota; Viridiplantae; Streptophyta; Magnoliopsida; Aquifoliales; Aquifoliaceae
Source: the annotation of a GenBank genome assembly